Molecule: messenger RNA, 1980 nt
Organism: Rhipicephalus microplus (southern cattle tick)
Lineage: Eukaryota; Metazoa; Arthropoda; Arachnida; Ixodida; Ixodidae
Product: arrestin domain-containing protein 3
Biological process (GO): protein transport
Cellular component (GO): cytoplasm
Source: RefSeq, a predicted model, not a curated record
AUGGGCAAGCUGAAAGCGUUCGACAUCGUGCUGGACGGAUACCGCAGCGUCUACCAUCCCGGACAGGCGAAGCGGUGCGCGUGUUCAUGCGCGGACUGGCCAAGGUGCACUGGACGGAGUCGCGCAGCACGGGCAACCGGCUGGGCGCUUACACGGAGCACUACAACGCCGAGAUGGAGUACUUCUUCCAGGGGACAGACACUUUUCGGCUCCGAGUCGGGAGACGGCAGGGACGUACUUAACGAGGGCCACCACGAAUUCAACUUCACUUUCCUUCUCCCAUCAACCGGUGUGACCACCUCGUUCGAAGGCAAGUACGGCAGCAUCCGCUACUGGCUCAAGGCGGAGGUGGAGAAGCCAUGGUCCUUUAACCACAAGACCAAGAAAGCCUUCACAGUCAUCAGUCCCAUCGACAUCAACCGCAAUGAAUAUCUGACUGCAGUGGAAAGCAGUGUGGAGAAGACACUAUGCUGCUGGUGCUGCACUUCAGGGCCCAUCUCACUGUAUGCCAGGACAGACCGCAAAGGAUACUGCCCAGGUGAAUCUAUCGCCAUCACGGCCGACUUCGAGAACCUGUCGGGCCGCACGGUGGUUCCCCACGCAACGUUGCACCAGACGCAGACUUUCCUGGCCGGCGGAAAGUCGCGCUCACGCCACUGCAAGUUCACCACAGUCACCGGUGUGGCCCUGCAACCAGGCCGCUCGGCCAACUGGGACGCCCAGCUGCUAAAGAUUCCUGCAGUGUCACCCUCCAUCACCAAUUGCUGCCUCAUUCACGUGGAGUACACUGUACGGAUCACCUUGCAGAUUCCUGGAGCUUACAAUCUGUUUGUGGACCUUCCUAUUGUGAUUGGAACAGUGCCGUUGAGGUCUCGACCUCCACACUACCGCACGCUGGGUCUGCCCAGCCAGCCACAGAUUCAUUUCUACCCAGCUGCUCCUCCAUACUCGGAAGCCGACACCGAUGAUGCUCUGCCCGCUGAACCUCCACCUACUUAUGCCGAAUGCAUAGAAGGCUCAGUAGACAUUGGCGACGACGAAGAUGGAGAGAUGCAUGGAGACACACGGUUCACGCCGAUGUAUGCCUAUGUACACGACUACUUGUACCACCCACCUCCGGCGUACUCUGAGGUCGACCCUCACCCAUCUCGACAAACAGAAGGAGCAUCCUGUGGUUCCCAUUGAGGCUCUGUACAGCAAAACAUGCUUCCAAUGCGGACUGCCUGGGACACUCUAGUGAAGUGCCAUGCUUUAAUAACCAAGGUGCAGCAACGAGUCGGAAAACAGUGGAGAGCAUAGUGCCUGAAUUAAUCAGCGUCACAUACGUAUACAUAUUAUGGCUUCGCAUCCCCAUCGGUCGUCAUCAUCUUUUUGCUUCUGCUCUCCCAGCUCGUGGGCCUUCGCUGUGAGCGUAGCAUCAAUGGAAUUGGAGAUGGACAUAGCCAAAGAUGCACCACAGUGAGGCACCACACUUCUGCGGCACUGCCAGUGUUUCCAAGUGCCGAUGUGCCAAGUCGGACAUGAAGUGCGACAGCGAAUCCUUGGGCUUAGACCCAAAGGAUGACAACCACAUUUAGUUCGGGGCCUGUCACUUAUAGCAUGACUUCUAACAUUUUGUAGAAAGUCUGCUGUGCUCUGACUGUGCCAACAGGGUGCUUGCAGUGAAAGUAGGGCAGCUUACGAAAAAUAGAUGUCAACCUUAUUUCAAAACCAAAGCCAAGGUUACUGCACAGUCGGUGAACAUGCUUUCGUUAGACAAGGCUGCUGCUCGCGGGACAGAAAUUCUAUAAGCGCUGUGCUAUAAAGCUUGCACCUUUUGCAAUAAAAAAAACAGGUGCUUGAGUGUCUGCACUAUGCUGAUAUAUAAAUAACCUGCGUUUUUCUUGCUAAGCCUGUUGACUUGUGUAUAGCGAUAAACGAAAUCCACUUCUGCAAAAAGAUUUUGGUACAGCGUAAACUUCACCUUGAGUAUACUUGGAU